CCAGUUUAAUAAUCUGACCUCAGGAUCUCAGCAUCGGACAGCAGCACCAUGAAGAGGUUUCUGCUGCUCUUCCUCUCACUGAUGACAGGCUGUGAGGCCAGCUCUAAGGUGAAGGGAUGCAGAGGUGGAUGGGUUGAUUUUACCUGCGGAUACCCUCAAAAUAAGGAAACAUAUGCACGUAUUGAUUUAGUUCGUAAAAAAAGUCAAAUAAUCAUUCAAACUAAUCAAAAAGAUGUGUGGAAAAGCGAAGGAAGUUUUUCCGUGUACCAUGAUAAAGAAAGGAAAAAUAUCAGGGUGGUCAUCAAAGAGAUUCAACAAGAACAGACGUACAAGUUAUAUUUUAGACCUGAGCAGAAACCUAGAAAACGAGACAAAGAAGAAGUGGAAUUGGAAUUAUAUAAAGGCUGCCAGGAACCAUUUCAUCAAACUGAGUACAAAACAGAUACAAUCAUAAUCAAAUGUGAUAAAGAAAACAAAGACGACUCGAGAGUCAAGUUUUUCUGCAAAGAGAACGGUUCAAUCUGUGAGGAUAUUUUAUCAACAAAAUCUGCUGAAACGAAGUCAAAUGGGACGUUCACUCUCACAGAAACAGAGAGUGGCUUCACUGUGUCCAUCAGUAAUGUGUCCCCACAGCACGCUGGAGUCUACUGGUGUGGAGUGGAAUCAAGUAAAAGAUACCGAACUGCUCUCAGGAAAAUACAACUGGAGGUGGAAGGUGUCUCUUGGAUUCCUAGAGUCGCCGCUGUGGUCUGUGUUGCUCUGCUGGGGCUUCUGCUAUUUUUCGUCUUCAGACACAAGCAUUCAUGUUGUUCAAAAACCAAAAGAAAAGGAGAAUCACAUAACAUGGAGACGCGGGAGGGGGAGAUGAUCUACCAGCGGGUCCACUCCUCCACGCUGGCCAUCGCCCAGCAGCACGAGAGGAUGAUGGAGGAGAUGGAGAAGAGCUCCCAGGUGUUGAGAAUUACAAAGUGUGAGGAGGGUCGUGACCUCGUCCAUCACAGCAGCGCCGUGCUAUCAGGUUCACACAUUAUUCCACAUCCUGGACGCUAA
Molecule: messenger RNA, 1050 nt
Organism: Notothenia coriiceps (black rockcod)
Lineage: Eukaryota; Metazoa; Chordata; Actinopteri; Perciformes; Nototheniidae
Exons: 7
Coding region: 49-1050 (333 amino acids)
Cellular component (GO): plasma membrane
Molecular function (GO): transmembrane signaling receptor activity
Source: RefSeq, a predicted model, not a curated record